CAUAUACAUAUACAUACAAUACAUACACACACUUUCUUCUUUUUCUUCUCUCUCUAAAAUCGUGUCUUGUUUUUUCUUCCUUUCUUUCUUUCUUUCUUUCUACUCGCGAGAAAGGUGAAGUAUUACUAGAAGAGAAAACGCAGAUGAGAAAUGAUAUGAGAGUAUCAUCACGCCCAAUCCAAACCUCGCUUUUCCCAAUCCCAAUCGUUGCCGUUAUUUUUUCCUCUCUCUAAAUCUCAAUUCCCUCUCUCCCCUAACCCUAAAUUGAUGCCGAUUUCGCUGCUCAAUUAGAAUCACAAUCACAAUCAUGUCUUUCCAUCCGCGGCCUUACAGUUACAGCAGCUACGGACAGGAUGAAGAUCCGGAGCGGAGCGGCGGCGAAGGCAGCAGCUCCGGCUUAGCGGCGGCGGCGCAACUGCAGCGGGAACACAUGUUCGACAAGGUGGUGACGCCGAGCGACGUCGGGAAGCUGAACCGUCUGGUGAUUCCGAAGCAGCACGCGGAGAAGUACUUCCCCCUCGACUCCUCCGCGAACGAGAAGGGUUUGCUCCUCAACUUCGAGGACCGCAACGGCAAGCCGUGGCGCUUCCGCUACUUGUACUGGAACAGCAGCCAGAGCUACGUCAUGACGAAAGGCUGGUCCCGCUUCGUCAAGGAGAAGAAGCUCGACGCCGGCGACAUUGUCUCCUUCCAGCGCGGCGCCGGCGACCUCCCCAAGGACCGCCUCUUCAUCGACUGGCGCCGCCGCCCCGACGCCCCCGCCAAUCUCCCACAUCACCACCACUUCUCCUUCCACCACCACCGCUGGAGCCCCCUAUUCAUCCCCCCUCCUCCGCCGCCGCCGCGAGUCCUCCACCACCACUACCACCACCCCAUGGGAUACGGAAGCGUGGUGAACGGAAGCCCUUGCCCCCCUGGCUCGAUAGUGUACCUCAGAGGUGGCGUCGCGGCGUCGCAGGGCCAAAGAGAGAUGGUUUUUGAGUCGGUGCCGGUGGUCCAAGGAAAAGCUGCAGCAAAGCGACUCAGGCUGUUCGGCGUGAACAUGGACUGUCCCAUUUCUGAUUCAGAUGACCGCCAGCUGUUGGCGGCGCACCCUUCUCCCCCGCCGCAGGAUCACGACAAAGGGAAGGGAUCCAUCUCUUUGGAAUUGGAUAUUUAGAAUUAUCCCUUUUGUCGUAAUUAUCUCUCUUCCACACCAACAACUGCUGCUGCGCUCCCAGCUUUUGGAGAUAAUGCAAGAAGGGAAUUUGAAGAGAGAGGGAGAGAGGAAAUUAAGGAGUUGUAACUGGGUUCGACCCUUAAUGUCAUCUAAGGGUUUCGGUUUGUUCAUUUCAUGCUCAAUGAUAUAACACUAGUUCAGCAUUUGCAUUCCAUCGAGAAUAAUCAAUUGCCCUUGAAAUAGGUUCUGAAAAUGAAGAAAUAUGGAGUAGUACACAGUUAACUGUAAGACAUAAAUAUGUAGUUACCUAAUUAUAUGUAUACAAUCGUGAACUUAUGCAUUUUAUUGGUAUGGUUUCCAGUUGAUGUAAUCAUUUUGAUAAGGAAAAUGAACAGUUUGAAACAUAUUCUAUUGAGGACAAAUUAAUCAUCAAUGUGCAGUUGUUCAGAAAAAAAAAGAUACUGACUUUAUGCAUAUAUGCAGCUCGAUCAUUUCGCAUAAAAUUACAAACUAGUCAUCUCUAAAUUAAUGAGUGUGGAAUAAUUGGGUAACAAAAUGGAGCUAGUGUGAAUCUAAAUUUUGAUAGGCCUAAUGUGUAUUCAUAAUACUCACACAUGACUAAAAAGAAUUGCAAGAAAAUGGGACUAAUUAGUUUUCAGUUAGGUACAAUACCAAAGUUGUCAUAAGCAAAGCAAUUCUUGCGAUGUGACAAUCUAUAUACUUCAAAAGUCAAAACUGUACAACAUCCGAAAAAUCUCACAGCUCCAACAAUUAUAUGUCUAUGUGCCUGUCGAACUACAUAUCAAAAUUCAAUUAAUUCAAUGCUAGCUCCUGAAUGGCAGUGACAUUAAUUAUAAGCAGAUUUAAAAGUGAGAAGUGUUAAUAUUUCACACGACCUAGGUUAGGUAUAAUGAUUUAUUAUGAGAUUAGAUAGUAAUUAAGCAGGCAGAAUAGGUAUUGAGAAGAGGGGAGCAGUUGAUAGUGGGGGGUUGCAGUAAUGCAGAAUAUUUAUCACUUUAUUGGGGGUUGGGGGGGAGAGGUCCCCGUGGAAGAAAACCCUAAAGAGAGAAGUAGGUAGAGUAGUAGGUUUCUUUAUAUGUGAGAGGGGAAUGGGAAAUGAAUAGGUGUAGAUGCAGGCUUAAUUCAUGUUAGCUUAUGCAAUGAAUGAAUGUAGAUGUGUAGGAUGGGGGCAGAGGCAGACCCCCCUAAUAUACAUUUAUUUAGAGAUCAAAUGAUGAUGAUGAUGGGUGAAUGAUACAUACAAUUACAAAUACUACAUAUCAAUGUCUAUGUUUGUAGGUAUCUUCCAUCUCAGCAGACAAAGCUAACGGAAACCAUGCAUACUUACAAAUCCCCGACACACACACACACACACACACACACACACAGCUUUUCAUCUAAUUCCCCUACUGCCAGCUACCUGACUUACACAAAUCUGCCAAGUAGAUACGCUUCUUCCAAUAUAUCAAUUGCCGAUUUCUUUCUUCUGUCUGUUUAUAUGGACAUAAACUGUAUAUAUUUUGCAUUCCUUGUCCUUGUAGAUGAUUGAAAGUAUCAAAAUAUUUUUUUCCAAAAUUUUUGCUAAAGAACACUCAUCAAUUGCUCGAUGAAGUGACUAAGAGAGAAGAUACUUAUUGUGAAUUGAGUUGGGAAAUUGAAAACUUGGUGCUGUAUUCAAAAUCCCAAUUUUGAUCUUAGCAACUUAAAAUUUACUUCAUAUAUCUUGCUUUGUAUCUAAUAAUUGUUUGAUGAGUAUAAAACAGUUU
Molecule: messenger RNA, 2925 nt
Organism: Salvia splendens (bonfire salvia)
Lineage: Eukaryota; Viridiplantae; Streptophyta; Magnoliopsida; Lamiales; Lamiaceae
Product: B3 domain-containing protein Os03g0120900-like
Exons: 4
Coding region: 308-1159 (283 amino acids)
Molecular function (GO): DNA binding; DNA-binding transcription factor activity
Source: RefSeq, a predicted model, not a curated record